AUGAUUGAUCAACAAUUCAUGGAAUAACAAAAAUCUAAAUAGGAAAACAUUGUUUAAACUAAAUCUAGACAUCUUAUAGUAAUGAAUUAAUUAAAGAAAAAAGUAUUAUACAUUCAAUUAUUCUUUAGGAAGAAAAUUGGAAUAGUAGAUUUUAUGUUUAAAAAUAAACUAAAAACGAAUCAGCUGACAAAUUUCAACCUAAAUUAACAUAAUUAUAUGCGAAAUUGAUAGAGGUUUAAAAUUAUCAUGAUAUUCCAGAAUUUCAUAGGUAAUAUAAUUACAUAUAAUUUUAGAUAACUGUUCUUAAUGUGUCUAAAAACACUUCCAAAAAUUAACUAAGCUAUUCUAUUUGAAAUUGAAGAAAUCUAAUAAAAAAAAUCUCAUAUUUAAGUAAAAUUCUAUCCUUAUAAUCAGUAAUGUAUGCAAGCAGUUGAAACCAGAGAAAAAUGUCUAAAUGUUCUCUUAGAUUAUAUUUAAUAAAUUAAUGACAAUCCUGAAGAUAAACAGUUAAUAUCUAAAAGUGCAGAGUUGAUUACUCAUUUAAGAAUACUAUCAAUAAAUGUUGUAGAGUAAAUAAUGGGUUGGAGAUAGUAUCUCAUGAAGUUUUUGAUUAAUAUUCAUACCACAGAAAGUAUUUCGUUGCCUUACUUUUAUUACAAAGAAAACUAUUUAAUAAAGGUUAUUUAAUUAUUUAUAAAUAGAUGAAAAAAGAUGUAUUAUACAUUUAAAAUUCAAUUCUUUCAAACUAUUAUCAAUUUUCUAAUAAAUCAGAUCCAUUUUUUGUUGCCAUAACUAAGUCUACUACAGAUUCUAAAAAAAUUGUAUAAUUCAUAUCAAAACCUCUACUUAAAAGGAUUAAGUAGUGUGAAAUACUUAUAUAAGAAGAAGCUUCUUAAAUUUAAAAAGAAGAUAAAUCAUUUUACAAUUAAAUGAAUUCAAGAGAUUAAGUUAAGAUGACACCAGAAAAGACUUUAUUAAUUAAUAGAAUUAGACCUCCUAAAAGACCUGACUAAAGUUAAAAUUAAAAUGUAUUAAUUAUAUAUAUAAUUUUAGAGGGUAAUAAUUAAAUAGCUAGAUCCAACAGACUUUACAAAUUAAACAUCUGGUUCUAAUUCUAAAAUUAUUCCAUAAAAACAUUCUACAAAAUAAACAUUAGAUAAUUAAUAAAAGUAGGAUUUGAUUAAAAUUUAAAAUAAUUAAAAUAUAAAAGAUUAAGGUAAAUAAUAAUAAUAACAAUAAUAAUAAUAAUAACAAUAAUAAUAAUAAUAAUAAUAACAAUAAUAAUAAUAAUAAUAAUAAUAAUAAUAAUAAUAAAUUCAAUCUAAUUAAUAAACUUUAGAUUCUAAAAAUAAAGACAGCAAAAUUAAUCCUCCUAAAUCUAUAAAUUAAAUUAAUAAUCAAAAUGAUAAUCCAAUUAAAAUAUUAAAAUGUCAUUUGAGUGAUACUUUAGUAGAAAACUAUUUAAGAGAUAUUAGUGAUGAUUUUAAAAAAUCAUGGAGAGGAGAAAUCUCAUAAAUGUUAACACAAUAUGAAUAAUAAGAAGAAAGCUUCUGCAUAGGAAUAUAUUAAAAUAAUAAAUUAUUAGGAUUAGCAUAGUGCUUUUUAGAUCCAUCUUUAUAAGAAAGAAAAUUAAUGUUAAGUCAUUUUUCUACAGCAGAAUAUUCAUAAUUUUAAGAAUAUUUGAAAAUGAUAUUAUCCUUUAUUUGGGAUAUGGAUUCUUGUUAAGAAAUUAGAAUGUCCUUAUACCAUUAUAAUUAGAAUGAUUGUUUUUAGGCAAAUAAGGAAAUUACAACAAAAUUAAAAGAAUUGAAUUUUAAAUGGAAAGUUGUUUAAAGUUUGAAUUCAGAAACUAGAUUUACAGUUAUGGGUAUUAAAAUAUUAUAUUUUAGCGAUCAGAAGACCUACAGAAUUAAAAAUUACAAAAUAAUAUGAUUCAAUAUUUCUUUAGCAUCUUUUUUUUACAACAGAAAAUAAAUAAACAGAAAAUCAGAAUUAGUUCUUUUCACUAAGUUGUUUGACAAAUCUCAAUACAAAAGUUGAUUUUUAAAAUGAUCAAAUUAAUUCAAUUAAAGAUAUUCUUGUUUCAUCAGUAACAAAAAUUUAAUUAUAGCAUAGGCAUUUCAAUUUAAAGGAAUCAAAUUGUAAGAAUAAACUAGAUAGGAAUUUCAUAACUAUAUUUAUGAUUCAUUUGAAUAUUUGAAUGAAAUCAAUCCUUAUAAUAAUGAUAUAGAAUAAUUACCCUAAUAAGUUAUUAGUAGUUUUAGUAAAGAAUGUUAUAGAUGGUCAAAAUUCAAAUUAGCACAUCAUAACAAAUUGAUCUAUAAUAGUUUUAGACCAGAAUCUAAUAUUGAUCAUACAAAAGUUUUUAUUUCAGAAUCUGGAGAUAUUAAAGUUUAUAUUAUUGCUUCUGAUUAAAAUAAUACUAGCAUAUUUUUAUUUGAAUGUAUAUAUUUUAAAUAUUUUAUAAAGAUCAGGAUGAAUUAAAUCUGUAAAAAGUUUAAUAAAUAUUAAUUUAAUGUGGAAUGUAAGUUCCUAUAGAUUAGAAUCUGAAUAUACCUCAAUUUAUUUUGAAUUGCAAAGCUUAAAUUUAUGAAAACAUUAUGGGAGUUGGUAGAUUUAGUACAGAAUACAGACCAAAAAUGAUGGAUAUUCAUAAUGCUGAAGGUAUAAUAAUUAAGCCUCCUUUUGUAUUUGGUAACAUAUAAAUAAUAAAUUUAGGAAUAAUAAACGAGGAUUUUAAUGAAUUAACUAAUAUGCCAAAUCUGUUUUUUAAGGUGGAAGAAUAACAUUGUCUAUAACUUUGA
This is a messenger RNA of Paramecium primaurelia, 2804 nucleotides long. The record is from the annotation of a GenBank genome assembly. NCBI's taxonomy places the organism in Eukaryota, Ciliophora, Oligohymenophorea, Peniculida, Parameciidae.